Molecule: messenger RNA, 1236 nt
Organism: Corticium candelabrum
Lineage: Eukaryota; Metazoa; Porifera; Homoscleromorpha; Homosclerophorida; Plakinidae
Product: erlin-2-B-like
Exons: 1
Coding region: 33-1028 (331 amino acids)
Biological process (GO): SREBP signaling pathway
Cellular component (GO): endoplasmic reticulum membrane; endoplasmic reticulum
Molecular function (GO): cholesterol binding; ubiquitin protein ligase binding
Source: RefSeq, a predicted model, not a curated record
UCCAGACCUUGGUCUACCUAGUGCAUCCAAACAUGUCGGCAAUCGCAGCCGCUACGGCUGUUCUGAUAGGUGCUUCAGCUUUUAUGCUGCAUUUGUCCUUACAUAUGAUCGAUGAGGGCCACGUCGGUGUGUAUUAUCGAGGUGGGGCUUUACUGAAGGAAACGAGUAACCCGGGCUAUCACCUCAUGCUACCGGCCAUCACCUCAUACCGUUCCGUACAAACGACGCUGCAAACGGACGAGGUAAAGAAUGUUCCGUGUGGAACAAGCAGUGGUGUGAUGAUCUACUUCGACCGUGUAGAGGUGGUCAAUUUUCUUGAUGCAGACCGCGUGUAUGAAGUGGUGAAGAGGUACACGGUCGACUAUGAUCGUGCGUUGAUUUUCAACAAGGUGCAUCACGAGUUGAAUCAAUUCUGCAGCGGUCAUUCGGUUCAGGAGGUCUACAUCGACUUGUUUGACAAAAUUGAUGAAAACCUUAAGACUGCACUUGAAAAAGAUCUGGGUUCUAUGGCGCCAGGUUUGCACGUGCAUGCCGUUCGAGUGACUAAACCCAAGAUACCAGAGGGGAUUAAAUUGAAUUAUGAGAAGAUGGAAGAAGAGAAGACAAAGCUGAUGAUUGCACAGCAGAAACAAAAAGUUGUCGAAAAGGAAGCAGAAACGGAAAGGAAGAGAGCUCUCAUUGAAGCAGAAAAAGUUGCACAGGUAUCCAAAAUUCAAUAUCAGCAAAAGGUCACUGAGAAGGAGAGUCAGAGGCAAAUCUCACGUAUUGAAGAUGAGUCUCUUCUUGCAAGGCAAAAAGCAAAAUCUGAUGGAGAAUUCUAUAGCGCACAAAAGCAAGCAGAAGCUAACAAAUUGCUUCUAUCACCAGAAUAUUUGGCAUUGAAGCAGUAUGAAGCAAUUACCACAAGGUCAAAAUUGUACUUUGGACCUAGUAUACCUAAGUUUUUUGUGGACAACAAUCUUGCCAGUAUGGCUAUGGCAGCUAGUGAAGUAAAUAGUACUUCAGAAGACAUUAGUGAGCUUAAUUAAGUAGCUAAUGUGCAGCAUGUGUGCUUGUGAGUGUAAUUGUGAGUGAAAUGUGAUACUGUGAUUUGAUUGCCAUGGAUGCUGUUUGUUGAUUUUAAUGUUCUCAAAACAAGCUACCAGUAUUGCUGGAACACAAUUUUUCUGUUCUUAGUCGGCUUUUGAGCAAGCAAAUAAGAUAAUUUCUGGACCUUGAAAUAUUAUUUAAUUGAAA